Molecule: messenger RNA, 1849 nt
Organism: Paralichthys olivaceus (Japanese flounder)
Lineage: Eukaryota; Metazoa; Chordata; Actinopteri; Pleuronectiformes; Paralichthyidae
Source: RefSeq, a predicted model, not a curated record
CCGCGGAUAUUCAUGAAGACGCCAAGUGUUUUCUCUCUCUCUCUCUCUCUCUCUCUCUCUUUCUCUCUCUCCUCUCGCCAUGGUGACACACUGUGAGUCUGCAGAGAGACAGAGGGAGGAAGAUGGAGACAAGUGAAAAGAAAGACGAGGCCCAGCCCAUCUUCCCAUUGAUCUUGAGGCGACCAAGGGAAUCUUCAUAGGAGAGGAGACACUGAGACCACAUCAAAGAUGGAUCCAGGGAAAUCAAACCCGAAGUUCUGACCUCUGGAUUUCUCAGAAGAGACGAGCGUGUUUAACUCUUCUCCCUCAGCAGAGUUUGGAUCCGUGUGACCGGUCGGACGGAUGGAAACCUGAUCUGAGACAAUAGAGACCUGGCAUAGAUUCUUUUUUUGGAUUCUCAAUCAUUGUGUAAACUGGAUUCAUGUUGGAUCAGGUUUACAUUUGGGGAAACGUCCAGCGAACAAAACUCCAGGUUGGAUAAUUAUUCCAGAAAACAUGGGGAAAUGUUUUCUUCAGCAGCGACAUCGUGAACUCUGACCAGGAUAUCUCGUUGGCUUGUGUACCCAGAGGAGGACGACAUGGAGACGCACAGAAACUUGUAGCUUACGCUUAAAAUGGAGUGAGAACUUUUUUAAUUCUUCCACAUUUGGUUUUGGGGGAAAAAAACAACAAAUCAGAGCAAAGGACAUAAACCUCACACGAGACCUGGACCCUCUGUGGGGCGAAUACAUGCACCUUCACUUUGCAGCAGGAGGACAUCGGGUUUCAGCCGACUGAGGAGCGGACGGAGCGCGAGCGAGGCGGUCGGCUGGCUUCGAGUCAGCUCCAAUGGGGGCCGGUUGUGACCCGGUCUGACCCCGGUUUGACCUUGCAGUGACCUCUGACCUCUCCGGUCCUGGCUCUCCACCUGCUCUGCUGCCUGGGUUCGGGAACGCUCCGCCCUGGGGCCCAGAACGAGCCAAUCAGAAUGAAGAAGAGCCGCAGCGUGCUGUCGGUGACUGGAGAAGAGGGUAAUGACACUGAUGUAACAGGUGCUGGGGAGAAGGCGGAGUCAUCGCGCUACAGCAGAUCUUAUACAUCUGGGGCCACUCUUGGGGCCGAGCUACGCAGAGGGCGGAGCAGGAGACUCUCAUCAAGUCUCCAGGUGCCCUGCUGGCUCCGGCCACGAGAUCGCACCCGUUCACCAGAGGUCCUGAGCAACGUGUCCCGUCCCACAACCCUCCCCCUCCGAAUCCCUCCACGCAUCUCCAUCACACAUGCAGACGCCGACAGCUACGAGGCAGAAAAUGGCGUGUCACCGGGUCACAGCCCUCUGGGCUCGCACAGUCCAGGCCUCACCCUGCACACCUCCUUCCCCCAGGGUCAGAGAAGAGAGUCCUUCCUCUACCGCUCUGACUCGGACUACGACAUGUCACCCAAGACGGUCUCUCGGAACUCCUCCCUCGCCAGUGAAGGGCACACAGCAGAGGACUUCAUUGUCACACCUUUCGCUCAGGUUCUGGCCAGUCUUCGAUCAGUACGGAGCAACUUCACCAUCCUCGCCAACGUCUCCACGCCAACAAUCAAGAGGUCCCCUCUGGGUGGAGUGUGCGUCAGUCCCAGGGCGACACUAUCAGACCAGCAGUACCAGCAGCUCGCCCUGGACACUCUGGAGGAACUGGACUGGUGCCUGGACCAGCUGGAGACCAUUCAGACUCACCGCUCCGUCAGUGAAAUGGCCUCCAACAAGUUUAAGAGGAUGCUGAACAGAGAGCUGUCCCAUCUGUCAGAGAUGAGUCGCUCUGGUAACCAGGUGUCUGAAUACAUCUCCAGCACCUUCCUGGGUGAGUGGGACCAGGAUCUGAUCCCC